UGGCAUUCCACCUGUGACAGUCUGUAUCGCCGAUCAAACACUGCAAAUUUUGCCUAGAAGAGACUAGCGUCUUCAAGGCGGUAAGCGUCCCGCCCAAAAUUUUAUCGCGGAGGUUUAUCGAUUCCGCAGAUUUGGCCUGGAUUAGAUCAAUCUUUUCUUGUUCAUUCGGAAGUCAAGCCAUGGGGAAAAGAAAAGCGAGUGGUCGCCCGGCGGCCAGGAAAGGGUCCGCCCCAGAACGUACAAAAUUCAACAUCGAGGAGAGGUUCGACGACUCCGAAGAUGAAUUUCAGACUGGUCGGGAUCAAGUCCUGCUGGAGGAAGAACCGGAGGCGAAGAGACGGCGGAAGGUGGCCCAGGAAGAGGAAAUGCUCCAACCUUCUGAUGAAGAAAUCAUGGGUUACGAGUCGGUCGACGAAGACGACCUAGAAGACGAUGAGGACAUGGAUGAGGUGGAUGAUUACGGCGAAGAGGAGGAGAUAGACGACGAAGAACUCUUACGUCCUAGAACAAAGCGCGGUGGUGCUGCGGGGUCUGAUUCCGAGGACGAGGACGAGGAUGGCAUUGCUGCUUGGGGUUCAUCGAAGAAAGACCUUUACAAUGCCGAUCAAAUAGAAACGGAAGCGGAUGCUCUUGAGGAAGAGGAGGAAGCUAAAAGACUUCAACAGAAGCAUUUGCAAGCGAUGGAUGAGGCAGACUUUGGCUUUGACGAAACCGAAUGGGUCGAAUCUGGCAAAGGGCAAGAAGAUAGGGAAGGUGAUGCUGGAGAAGUCACGGAGGUUCUCCCGCAGUUGGAAAUCACAGACGAUAUGAGCACAGAGGAGAAACUGAAAAUUUUGAAGUCGAGAUAUCCCGAGUUCGAGCCAUUGGCAAAGGAUUUCAUCGACCUUCAGACAACACAUCGCACGCUUGCAGAAGCCGCUGAGGCUGCCAAGACCACCAAAGAUGAAGUCCCGGAAGUUGCCCCAGUUGCUGUCAUUAAAUUCCGUGCCCUGUCGGCUUAUCUUGGUACCUUUACUAUGUAUCUUCUGCUUUUAACAUCAUCUCGUGAUGCCUCUGGGAAUCCGGCUCCCUUGUCCCCGGCUCAGCUUCGAUCACACCCCGUUAUGGGUGCUCUAGUGAAGUUCCGCAAGCUUUGGGAGUCUGUCAAAGACCUUACUGCUCCCGAAGUGUCGGAUAUCGACGAGGAUAUGGACAGCGAAGAGGAGGUAUCUGACGCACCUGUCUUCAAGAAGCAGAGUGAAAAUAAGGAGGUGCAAAUUACCAAGAAAAAGAAGGAAAAGGUCUCCAAAGCACAACGCGCCGCCGAAGCAGCACAGGCAGAGGCAGAAGCUCGUAGGGCACAGAGACUACGGGAGACAGAGGCUAAUCUUGCGGAUCUCUCGAAUCUCGUCACGAAGCCUGGCAAGAAGAGAGCCACUCAAAAGGCUAAACAAUCUUCUAAGGCUGCUGAUGACUCCGACUUCGGUGAUGAAGAUGCUCUUACUGCUAAGGAGGCCGAGGAGAAAGCCAAGCAGAAGCGUUCUCUUCGUUUCUAUACUUCCCAACUCGCACAGAAGGCUAACAAGCGCACUGCUGCUGGUCGCGAUGCUGGUGGCGAUGCGGAUAUACCUUAUCGUGAACGUUUGAAGGAUCGCCAGGCUCGCUUGAACGCUGAAGCUGAGAAGCGUGGUAGACAGAAGCCUAAGGAGUCCGAACAACUGGGUGGCGAUAGCGACGACGAAGACCAUCGGGUUGCCAAUGAGCUUAGAGGGGACCAGGGCGGAUCAGACGAUGACGAUUAUUACGAUAUGAUCGCUGCACGCUCCAAGCAACGUAAGGAUGAUAAAAAGGCGCGUGCCGAAGCCUACGCUGCUGCUGCCCGUGAAGGAGGCGAGGUGGCCAUCCAGGAGGAAAUUGGACCAGACGGCAAACGAGCCAUUACAUACCAAAUCGAGAAGAACAAGGGUCUUGCGCCCAAGCGGAGCAAGGACUCUCGUAAUCCCCGUGUCAAGAAGAGGAAGAGGUUCGAAGAGAAGAAGAAGAAGCUGGGUAGUAUCCGCCAGUUAUACAAGGGUGGCGAAGGUCGUGGUGGUUAUGGUGGUGAACUUACUGGCAUCAAGAAGAACCUGGUCAAAAGUGUCAAGCUAUAGAAUUUUCCCCUUUGUUGUUUCUUUGCGGUAUGAGUGGAUACUUAUAGUCCGGGCGUUUGAUCUCGUGAUAUCAAAAAGGAUUUGUGUGUACAUAUAUAAUUCAUAUGAUAAAACCUCUGUUCGAGACCCAUUUCCUUCUUAGACUGGUUUAAAGACAUGCACAUUCUGUUAACAAAACAAAUUUCCU
This is a messenger RNA of Aspergillus caelatus, 2316 nucleotides long. Its product is annotated as something about silencing 10 family protein. The record is from RefSeq and is a predicted model, not a curated record. The transcript has 2 exons. Gene Ontology annotation, biological process: maturation of SSU-rRNA from tricistronic rRNA transcript (SSU-rRNA, 5.8S rRNA, LSU-rRNA). Bases 180 to 2129 code for a protein of 649 amino acids. NCBI's taxonomy places the organism in Eukaryota, Fungi, Ascomycota, Eurotiomycetes, Eurotiales, Aspergillaceae. Gene Ontology annotation, cellular component: nucleolus; small-subunit processome.